Molecule: messenger RNA, 2082 nt
Organism: Cutaneotrichosporon oleaginosum
Lineage: Eukaryota; Fungi; Basidiomycota; Tremellomycetes; Trichosporonales; Trichosporonaceae
Biological process (GO): amino acid transmembrane transport
Molecular function (GO): L-amino acid transmembrane transporter activity
Source: RefSeq, a predicted model, not a curated record
AUGGUAGCGAGCAUCAACGCCCAGCCCAUCGAGGUUUACCUUUACUACGCACGGCAAGAGCGUACACGUGAGAACGCCGACACACGACCAGCGCCGGACGCUCCCUGGUCGAUGAAAGGCCACCACUCGAAAAGCUCGUCAACUGCGACUACUGAUGAAACGUUGACGGAAUCGACGCAGACGUGCAGCAAAUUGGCACCCACUCCUGAGCUGCUCUUAACCGAACCGGAGCGAGAGACCACUUAUCGCCUCCUCAGAGUGGCGAGCUGGCAGGUAGUUUUCUACCUCAUCACAACCGACAUGCUGGGCUGGUUCACAGCAAGCAAAGCUUUCGCUCAGAUUGGAUACGGCCCAGGCGCUCUGGUCUACACGUGCUUCUUUAUCUUCGCCUUCGCUGGCGGGCAGAUGUUGUGGCGUGUGUACAUGAACGUGGACUCGGAAGAGUUUCCCGUGCGCUCCUAUGCCGACCUCGGGGAACGAACAUACGGACCACCAGGCAAGUUUCUGCUCAACACUCUGCAGGCGCUGCAGCUUCUCUUCAACGUGGGAAUGUUCAUCGUCAUGCAAGGCCAGGCACUCGCGCAGAUCAUCGACUUCAAGUUCUGCUACAUUGCUCUUAACGUCUUCUUUGCGCUCGCUGGAAUGCUCAUUACCCAAAUCCGUACGAUUAGGAAUAUGGCAUGGCUUUCGAACAUCAACGUCUUCGUCAACCUCUCCAUCAUGUUCGUGACGGCCAUAGGCAUCGCCCUGUACGACCCUGUGCCAGGACAAAGCGGGCACGUCGACCUCUCGGAGCCAAUCAGGCUGCAUGGCUGGUUGCCUCCUGGCACGGAUUGGCAUACACAGGUGGCUGCGUGCCAGCUAGCUGUCUUCAGCUAUGGUGGCGCAAUGAUUUUCGUCGAGUUUAUCGCAGAGAUGCGCCGUCCCGCCGACUUUUGGAAGGCUGCGCUCUGCGCUCAAUUCCUCUGCUACGCCACCUACAUGUUCUUUGGCAUUUUCGGUUACUCGAUGCAAGGGCAGUACUCUGCGAUCCUGCCGACCGUCAAUAUGGCCAACAUCGCAUUCCAAGCCGUGACCAACAUUAUCGGCAUGUUCUGCGUGUUCGCCAUUGUCUCGCUCUACGCGCACGUCGGAUGCAAGCUGGUCUAUCGUGUGGUGUUGAGAGGAUAUUUCCGCGCACCAUCCCUUACCUCGCGGAAAGGUGGGGUGUACUGGGCUCUCACAGUCCUGGUGUACUACUGCGCCGCCUGGGCACUCGGUUCCGCCAUACCGAACAUCAACGAUAUCAACGUCAUUGUGGGCGCCGUUUGCGCUCUGCAGUUCACUUUCACCUUUCCACCUCUCCUUCUCCUCGGACACUGGAUGCAGGUGGACGCCGCAGCAGGGGACGUCCCAUGGGAGCCAGGGAUGGAACCGUAUUCCAAUCGUAUCGACGCGUGGGGGAACUGGAGCCGGUGGAAGCGCGGCAUGGCGCGCUGGUGGUUUUUCAAACUCCUCCUUCUACUCCAAUUCCUUGGAUCUCUCACUCUAGCUGGCCUCGGGAUCUACUCAGGCGUCAGAACUGCGAAGCAAUCGUAUCGCCUCGGCGCCACCACAGCAUACUCCUGCCGCGCACCAGGUCAGCCUAUUCACAGAUAGACCUCAACACAGCAAAUGAUGGUCACGUAACUGAUAAAUCAGUAGACAAUAUGUAGAAUAUGAUAAAAGGGCUGUACCGGGCUGCCUCGCUCGCAGUUUGCCUGUUAGAGAACUCUGACCUGUAUGCUGUCGCGGAUAUCACUCUCUAUCUUUCGCUUUCUCUUCCACGAGUCAACCAUGCGAGUGAGCCGAUCCACGUCUCGCACCCGUUCCGCACGGGCCGCGUGCGCACGAGCCACGCGCACACUCAUUCGUUCGACUUGAGUGCUACGACACCUGAGGUAGGACGAGGAGUAGCACAAAGGAGUCACACACCGUCUUAGAUGAAGAAGUUGGAGUUAAAAGGUAAUAUGAGCUCAGCGGGACUCUCAAAACCCUAUCACACUCACGACCAAUUCAGCUCAUGGCUGAUGUAGCCAGUAGUGAUCUCACACGCGUUGCCGG